AUGCAGUCUGCCCCCGGGGCCGAGGUGGUGCGGAGCUGCCUGGGAAAGACUUUGGGCACCUACCUGAUGGAUGAGUUUCAUCUGGCAGAAGGUAUCGUUAUAUCUGCAAAUCAAGCAGCAAAAAUCCUAAAUAACAAGAAGGCAACACUUGUGUGCAAAGACACCGCGCAAGCAAUAUGGGGCACGGAUGGCUUUGUGAACCGAAGUGUGAGUGGCGUUGCUGCCCCCAAGCUCAGAGCAGCUGGGGAGUUGCCGAAGCAGCCACUUACACCUACGAAAGUGAACGUCGUGACAGCCACAGUCCGCUACUGCGGCCAGUUAAAGGGCGAAGAUGUGACCACAGCUGUGGCCUCCAUUGCCAAGCUUCUCUCCGAGAAGAUAGAAGACGUGAUGAAAUCGAGCAAGCGACUGGCGCUAGCCAUUAGGGGCUGA
Dermacentor silvarum is the source of this 432-nucleotide messenger RNA. Its product is annotated as BEN domain-containing protein 5. The coding region runs from base 1 to 432 and encodes 143 amino acids. The transcript has 4 exons. NCBI's taxonomy places the organism in Eukaryota, Metazoa, Arthropoda, Arachnida, Ixodida, Ixodidae. Gene Ontology annotation, molecular function: DNA binding. Gene Ontology annotation, biological process: negative regulation of DNA-templated transcription. The record is from RefSeq and is a predicted model, not a curated record.